AUGCCUUCGCCACCAUCAAAGCGCGUCAAACUCGAUCCCGAUGCUGCUGAUCCCACGUCUAUCCGCAGCAAACGUGCGGCGUUCCUGAACUCAAUCUCACGGUCAAUUUCACCGCCAGCAGUAUCCCGCCACGGUACCCCUACUUCCGCUAACCCAAAGAAACCCCAAUCUCUCACCGCAGAAGAAGAGACGGUGUUUCAGGCCAAAUCACCGAGAGAUGAAUCUAAUGGGCCGACGACGUCUGGGCGGCGUGCCAACCACGCUUCACAACCAGCCAGCAAACCAACCGCCACGCUCUCCUCCAAGGGCGCACCACCCAACGGACAUGCUGCCAGAUUGAUUGCUUCGCCAUUCAGGCUGACCUCGAUCCGCGACCUACCAUCAUCUCAGAACAUCGACACCAUCUCCCUACACGACAUACUAGGCAUCCCGUUGAUCAAAGAGGCCUGGAUUUUCAACUACUGUUUCGACGUGGACUGGCUGAUGAGCUACUUCGACGAGGAUAUCCGCUCACAAGUCAAGGUCAAAGUAGUACAUGGGUCAUGGAGAGCCGAAGACGGCAACCGACUGGGGAUUGAGGACGCGUGCCGUCGCUGGCCCAAUGUCGAAUCAGUCACGGCGUACAUGCCCGACGCCUUUGGGACUCACCACAGCAAGAUGUUUAUCCUGUUCACGCACGACGACCUGGCUCAAGUGGUGAUCCACACUGCCAAUAUGCUGCAUAGGGACUGGACGAAUAUGACACAGGCGGUCUGGCAGUCUCCGAUGCUGCCAGUUUUGCCGCCCACCACCAACAAUAACUCAACCGGGGCGAAAGGGAAUCAACCCAAGAGUACUUCUACUUCUCCCAUUGGAUCAAUCGGGACCGGGUCGCGCUUCAAGCACGACAUGAUGGCUUACUUGUCGGCAUACGGCACCAAAACCAAAUCUCUACGCGAACAACUUGUGCGCUUUGAUUUCAGCAGUGUUCGGGGCGCUCUGGUAGCAUCUGUACCGUCUCGAAUGAAGGAGCCCACAGUAUUUUCGUCACAAAGCCUCGGGAACACCACACUCUGGGGCUACCCAAGUCUCUUCCGCACCCUGGAGACCAUUUGUCCUAGUCUUGCCAUCGAACAGGGUCAGACACCACAUCAAUCGAAUAUCAAGUCCAGAACGAUCGCUACUCAUUCUACCUCGAUGUCCACUCCAACUUCUACGUUCACCAUCACCACGCCUACUAGUACAUUUAAUCUUCAACACCAACAGAACAAUACCCCUCGCUCUCACCCUGACAUAGAUUCUAUUUCUACCACAACUAGCCAAACCAAACCCAGCGGCAAACCUCACCCCCACGUGGUAUGCCAGAUCUCCUCGAUCGCGACUCUCCCUGCAUCCUGGCUCAACCAGUUCUUCUCAGGAAUAGUAGGUGGCGGACACAGCCAUGAAAACAAGCCAUAUCCACUCCCACCAGCGACAGCGUCGACAUCAGCCAACACAAAAACAAAUACCAGGAAACAAAGCCCCAAAUCUCCCUCAGUCAAAUUCGACCCAUCCACCAUCUCAAUCAUCUUCCCAACCCCUCAAAAUGUCGCCUCCUCCCUCGACGGCUACGCCUCCGGAGGUUCUAUCCACAUGAAAGCCCAGGCGGCCAGCCACUUGAACCAGAUAUCUCUUUUACGGCCAUCGCUAUGCCAAUGGACUAGAUCUCAAACUGGAGCAUCAUCAUCGUCGUCGUUGUCCGGAAGACAUCUGGCAGCUCCGCACGUCAAGACAUAUAUUCGCUUCAAAAGCAAACCGACCACCCAGCACCCAACUCCCGAUAUCGACUGGGCGUUGCUGACGAGCGCGAAUUUGUCGACGCAGGCUUGGGGCGUUGUGCGUGAACCUAAAGACAAACGAAAAGAAAAAGAAGUGGUCGUGCAGAGUUUUGAAAUUGGGGUUUUGGUCUGGCCGGGGUUGUUUGGUCCUGAGUUUGAGGAUGAGGGAACAAUAAAACAAGAUGGUGCCGGGUCUGGACGUGAUGCAAGGAUGGGGACUGGUGACUACGAUAUCAAAAACACUACAAACCCCUCGAAAGAGGAUCAGAGUCAGAAUCUCAACUCUGUGCACUCUGUGCGCAUGGCACCUGUUUUUGGCACGGAUAUGCCGUCACAGUUGCAGCUACAGCCGGCAAACAUCGGUACCGGCAUCGUCGAAGAUGGAACCGCAAGCGGAAACGGCAACGAAAACGGGAACGUGAAUGAAAAAGACGUAUCAAGUACAACUACCACUCUGGUAGGCAUCCGUCUGCCCUACGAUCUACCUCUGACACCGUACGUCGAGACCGAUAUGCCUUGGUCGCCGCAGGGAGUGUACGAGGUUCCAGAUCGACAUGGGAGACGGUGGCCUCGAGAUUUUAGUUGA
Molecule: messenger RNA, 2382 nt
Organism: Exophiala dermatitidis NIH/UT8656
Lineage: Eukaryota; Fungi; Ascomycota; Eurotiomycetes; Chaetothyriales; Herpotrichiellaceae
Product: tyrosyl-DNA phosphodiesterase 1
Exons: 1
Coding region: 1-2382 (793 amino acids)
Biological process (GO): double-strand break repair; single strand break repair
Cellular component (GO): nucleus
Molecular function (GO): double-stranded DNA binding; single-stranded DNA binding; 3'-tyrosyl-DNA phosphodiesterase activity
Source: RefSeq, a predicted model, not a curated record